This is a messenger RNA of Rana temporaria (common frog), 947 nucleotides long. RefSeq names its product hepatic lectin-like. Bases 23 to 838 code for a protein of 271 amino acids. Lineage: Eukaryota; Metazoa; Chordata; Amphibia; Anura; Ranidae. The transcript has 9 exons. The record is from RefSeq and is a predicted model, not a curated record.
GAGAAGUCCCAGACGAGGGAGAAUGGCGAGCACGGGAAACCCUGUUCUUUCUUCACACACAACGAGGAAUACCGAAGACCUGGAGAUGGAAUCGAGGAACUCUGACGAGGAAGGUGCGUACGCCACUUUGCAUGAUCGUGGUCCACAGAGAAAGAAGAAUUCUGAAAAAGCCAAUGCUGCCAUGAAUACUAAAAUUUGGCGCCUACUGAUCCUGGUGGUCCUUCUCAUCUUCCUGUUCCUUGCUCUGGGUGUUGUCACAGGUUUCCUGUUCAUCUCCUAUGUGAACAUGGCCGAGGAGCAGUCACGUCUGAGGGAAACUGUCUCCAGUUUGACCAGUAAAGUAAUGGAGAUCGAUUCCACAAUUAAUUAUAUUUCAAUAAAUGCCUCCAGCAUGACAAGUAAAGUAAUGGAGAUCGAUUCCACAAUUCAUUAUAUUUUUGUAAAUGGCACUGCUGGUCUAUUGUGCGGUAAAGAUUGGACGUUCUAUAAACUCAAUUGUUACUACAAGUCUACAAUUAAGACCUCCUGGAAUUCCGCCAAAGAAGACUGUGAGAAAAAGAUGUCCCACCUGGUGAUCAUCAACGGGGAUGGCGAGAUGAAUUUCCUACGUACAUUUUCACAGAAAGAAAGUCCAUGGGUUGGUCUCAACAAGACGGAGCCUAAUAAAUGGCAGUGGGUGGAUGGGACUGUUUUUAACACUACAGAGUUCUGGCAGAAUGGUCAGCCCGAUAAUAAGAAGGGAAUAGAAGAUUGUGCUCAGUUCAGAGAAGGAGAUGGCUUGAAUGAUGUGGAUUGUUCUGCGACAAAACCGUACAUCUGCGAGAAGGAAUUAUUCUGAAGUGUGCCGGUGAACCUCGGAAGACGCCUCCCGGCUCUAUCUGCUCUUUUAUUCUCCCACUUCCUACUACAGUAAUAAAAAAUGGGCUAAAAACAAAGGCCCAGGUUCU